AUGGCGUUGAGUGACAGUUGCUUCAGGAACCUUGCCGAGGAUCGUAGUGGGAUAAACCUUAAAGAUCUGGUCCAAGACCCUUCUUUGUUGGGUGGGACUAUAUCAGCAUACAAGAUAGUGCCAGAUGAAAUAGAAGAAAUCAAGGAGACGCUGAUAGAUUGGUGUGAUGAAAAGGAACUUAAUUUGAUUUUAACAACUGGAGGAACAGGGUUUGCACCACGAGAUGUCACUCCAGAGGCCACUAAAGAAGUAAUAGAGCGAGAAGCUCCAGGGAUGGCCCUGGCAAUGCUGAUGGGAUCACUUAAUGUUACUCCUCUGGGCAUGCUCUCUAGACCUGUGUGUGGAAUCAGAGGGAAAACUCUCAUAAUUAAUCUGCCAGGUAGCAAGAAAGGGUCACAGGAAUGCUUUCAGUUUAUACUGCCAGCCCUACCUCAUGCCAUUGAUCUUUUGCGGGAUGCCAUUGUAAAAGUAAAGGAGGUACACGAUGAGCUUGAAGAUCUACCUUCACCACCACCUCCUCUUUCUCCUCCUCCAACCACCAGCCCUCACAAGCAGACAGAAGACAAAGGAGUACAGUGUGAGGAAGAGGAGGAAGAGAAGAAGGAUAGUGGAGUUGCCUCAACAGAGGACAGUUCUUCAUCCCAUAUAACGGCAGCAGCCAUUGCAGCUAAGAUUCCAGAUUCCAUCAUCUCUCGAGGUGUUCAGGUGCUCCCACGUGAUACAGCCUCUCUCAGUACUACUCCUUCAGAAUCUCCUCGUGCCCAGGCCACCUCUCGUCUCUCCACUGCAUCCUGCCCAACACCAAAAGUCCAGUCUAGGUGCAGCAGCAAGGAGAACAUCCUCAGAGCAAGUCACAGUGCUGUUGACAUUACCAAGGUAGCAAGAAGACACCGCAUGUCUCCAUUCCCAUUGACGUCUAUGGACAAGGCCUUCAUCACAGUUCUGGAGAUGACCCCAGUGCUUGGAACAGAAAUCAUCAAUUACAGAGAUGGAAUGGGCCGAGUCCUUGCUCAAGAUGUAUAUGCAAAAGAUAAUCUACCACCAUUUCCAGCAUCAGUAAAAGACGGCUACGCUGUCAGAGCUGCUGAUGGCCCAGGAGAUCGAUUCAUCAUAGGGGAAUCCCAGGCUGGUGAGCAGCCAACUCAGACUGUGAUGCCUGGUCAGGUAAUGCGCGUUACAACUGGUGCUCCAAUUCCAUGUGGUGCUGAUGCAGUGGUGCAAGUGGAAGAUACAGAGCUCAUCAGGGAAUCAGAUGAUGGCACUGAAGAACUAGAAGUUCGAAUCCUGGUGCAGGCGCGACCAGGCCAAGAUAUCAGACCUAUAGGACAUGACAUUAAAAGAGGUGAAUGUGUGCUGGCCAAAGGAACCCACAUGGGUCCAUCUGAGAUUGGUCUCUUAGCAACUGUUGGAGUAACCGAAGUAGAAGUUAACAAGUUUCCAGUGGUUGCAGUCAUGUCAACAGGGAAUGAGCUACUGAAUCCUGAAGAUGACCUCUUGCCAGGAAAGAUUCGGGACAGUAACCGUUCAACUCUCCUAGCUACAAUCCAAGAACAUGGCUAUCCAACAAUCAACUUGGGAAUUGUGGGAGAUAA
Molecule: messenger RNA, 1592 nt
Organism: Phaethon lepturus (White-tailed tropicbird)
Lineage: Eukaryota; Metazoa; Chordata; Aves; Phaethontiformes; Phaethontidae
Gene: GPHN
Product: gephyrin
Exons: 16
Biological process (GO): glycine receptor clustering; molybdenum incorporation into molybdenum-molybdopterin complex; establishment of synaptic specificity at neuromuscular junction
Cellular component (GO): cytoplasm; postsynaptic specialization; postsynaptic membrane
Molecular function (GO): molybdopterin molybdotransferase activity
Source: RefSeq, a predicted model, not a curated record